AAGAGUACAGUGAGAGAGGAAUCAACACUCAACAAGGGGAGAAACCCAGACAUAACAGAAAAUAUAUAACAGAGUGAGAGACGCAUGAGACAAGUCACAUGAGAUGAGCUGAGAGGAGACACAUCUGAUCUGUAGUGGUCGAGCUGAAGCCAAGUGGGAGUAGUGUGUUUUGUUGGACUAGAUUUAUCUAGGUAUCUUUCCGAGCCCACAAACACAUACGCGUGAGUGUGUAUCCUGCAGUUGCCUGCCUCGUGAAGUGUGUGCUGUGCUUAGGACUUUAGUGUGUGUGAGUGAGAGACCAUGUGGCGGUUCGUGACCCUGGUCCUUCUAGCCCACCUGGGGAGCAGUCUGACGGGGGCAUGGAGAGCCUCCCAGCCUCGCCUGCAGUUCACCCACUCAGAGCUUGUCCAGAACGGCCGUCUUCUGUCCCUGCCCCUGGCGGCGGGGGACAUGCACUCUCUGCUGCCAGACGAAGAUGGCCGCCGGCUCUACGUGGCCAUGAAGGACAACCUGCUGUCCACCAGCCUGGACGACAUCUCACAGAACCCCCACAAGCUCUACUGGCCAGCAAGUCCAGACCGUGUCCAAGAGUGUUUGAUGGCUGGAAAGGACCGGGAGUUGGAGUGUGCUAACUUCCUGCGGGUACUGCAGCCCUACAACCAGACCCACCUGUAUGUGUGUGGAACGGGAGCCUUCAACCCUCGCUGUGCCUUCAUCCCCACCAACACCUUCCUCAAGUCAGAGCGACAAACUCUGUCAUUUGGAGAGACUGAAUGUGGGAAGGGAAAGUGUCCAUACGAUCCACACCAGAAAACUGCCACAGCCGUUAUUGAUGGCGAGCUGUAUGCUGGGAUCUCAUCCGACUUCAUGAGUCGAGACUCGGCCUUCUUCCGCAGCCUGGGCAGUCGUCAUGUGAUCCGCACCGAGCAGUACGACUCCACCUGGCUGCAGGAUGCCCAGUUUGUUAAGGUGGCCUCGAUGGCGGAGACUGAUAACCCAGAGGAUGACAAGGUGUACGUGUUCUUCACUGAGCGGGCUCAGGAGGCAGAGGGGGCAGCUGGGAAGGUGCUGUACUCCCGAGUGGCGCGCGUCUGCAAGAAUGACAUUGGUGGCCAGCGGAGUCUGGUGAACAAGUGGAGCACCUUCCAGAAGGCACGUAUAGUCUGCUCCGUCCCUGGAUCCGACGGGAUACAGACUCACUUUGACCAACUACAGGACAUCUUUAUCCUCCAUGAUGGGAAGGACAAGAAGAACCCUCUGAUCUACGGACUCUUUACCACAUCCAGUGACGUUCUGAACGGUUCGGCGGUGUGUGUGUACCGCAUGCAGGAUGUGGUAAGGGCCUUCAAGGGAAACUUCUACCACAAGGAGGGACCACAGUACAAGUGGGCCGAGUUCACAGGAAAGGUCCCCUACCCAAGACCUGGCACAUGUCCCAGCAGUACAUACGGUAGCUACAGCUCCACCUGGGAGUACCCUGAUGACGUCAUCUUCUUCAGCCGUACCCACCCUCUGCUGCAGGAGGCAGUGCUGCCGCUGGGAGGGCGCCCUCUGUUGGUCAGGGUGGGAGUGCACUACAAAUUCAGCCGACUGCUCGUGGACCGAGUAGAGGCAGUGGAUGGACAGUAUGACGUCCUCUUCAUCGGCACAGACUCAGGCCAGGUGCUGAAGUCUAUCCCCCUCCCUAAAGAACACGGUGUCACCCAAGAGGUAACCCUGGAGCAGCUGCAGGUCUUCCAGCACAAGUCACCUGUGACUACCAUGACACUGUCCAAGAAAAAGCAGUGGCUGUUUGUGGGUUCUGCGGAGGGUGUGGCCCAGUUGGCUCUGUUCCAGUGUGAGCUGUACGGCCAGGCCUGCACUGAAUGCUGCCUGGCUAGAGAUCCCUACUGCACCUGGGACGGACACGCCUGCAGCCCCUUCAUGCCCAUCGCACGCAGGAGGAACGCUCGUCAGGUUGGUGAUGAGGAGGACCCUCUGACUCAGUGUGUCAGACAGGGAGCUGGUCUGCAAGUGAAAUCAGAGCAGAGGAUGAUGAUGGUUGCCGAGGGUAACAGCACCUAUCUGGAGUGCAUGCCCAAAUCCAGACAUGCAGCCGUCACCUGGUACAAACAGGCAGGAGAGAACAGCCCUGAGCUGCAUCAGUUGCAGUCAGGAGAGCAGCUUGUGGUGAUAGAGAGAGGUGUUCUGAUCCGUCGGGCCGAGAUGGGUCACUCUGGCGUGUACCACUGUCAACUGGAGGAGCAUGGCUUCCGCUGGACCGCCGUCACCAUCCGUCUGAGUGUGUGGAGCCCCUCCCGUGCCCUCUCCUGGUCCCCUAGCAACACCAACCCCAGUCCAGAUGCCUCCCAGCCCUGGUACCAGGACGUCAUGGCCCUCAUCCACCCCAGCAGCCUGGAGAAGCACUGUCAGAGGCUGGGCUUCCGACAACGCCGCAACCGCAACCGCGACCAGGAUAAGACCAAGGACAGCGACCGCAAGACAGGGGACGGCCCCAGGGGCGAGAGGCACAAACAUGGAGGCCGAGGAGGAGAUGGAGGAGGAGGCAGGAGGAAGAGCAGAAGCAAACCCCAGCAGAGGUCUCCACGAAGUGCUUAGAUGCUCUACUGCCUACGACAUGCUUUCUCCUGACUUACACACUCAAACACUGUCUCACUCUCUCAAAGACACACACCUUUACAAAAACACAUAUUAAUGUCGAAUGGGGACAUAGGAGGUUCAGUGUGGGCUGGACUCAGAAAUGUGAAUAUGAUUGCUUAGCGUGUUCUAUGAAGGAUGCACAGCAUGUCUAAGAGACUGGUGAGGAAUAUAUUAAGGCAUGAAGAGGACCUGGAAGAAUGUGGUGUCUCAUAAGACACAGUAUGUGAACUUGUCUGAGGAACUGACUGGGUAUAAUGUACAGAGAAUAAAUGCCCUGAAGGUGAAGCUAGCUGGGAUCUGUCCUAAUGAAAGACAGAGAGGGAGUCAAAAGGACUCAAGCAUGUGAGAGAGACUUAAGUGUCUCUGAGGCACAAAAUGUUGAUUUGUCUUUGAUGUUUAAUGUAAAAAAAAUAUAUAUGUUUAACUUUC
This is a messenger RNA of Coregonus clupeaformis (lake whitefish), 3069 nucleotides long. Its product is annotated as semaphorin-3ab-like. The transcript is spliced from 17 exons. Gene Ontology annotation, biological process: semaphorin-plexin signaling pathway; motor neuron axon guidance; negative chemotaxis. The coding region runs from base 301 to 2598 and encodes 765 amino acids. NCBI's taxonomy places the organism in Eukaryota, Metazoa, Chordata, Actinopteri, Salmoniformes, Salmonidae. The record is from RefSeq and is a predicted model, not a curated record. Gene Ontology annotation, molecular function: chemorepellent activity; neuropilin binding; semaphorin receptor binding.